Molecule: messenger RNA, 2374 nt
Organism: Rhinolophus ferrumequinum (greater horseshoe bat)
Lineage: Eukaryota; Metazoa; Chordata; Mammalia; Chiroptera; Rhinolophidae
Gene: CCL16
Product: C-C motif chemokine ligand 16
Exons: 3
Coding region: 1491-1820 (109 amino acids)
Biological process (GO): cellular response to interleukin-1; lymphocyte chemotaxis; chemokine-mediated signaling pathway
Cellular component (GO): extracellular region
Molecular function (GO): chemokine activity; CCR chemokine receptor binding
Source: RefSeq, a predicted model, not a curated record
AGAGGAGGCUUAUGCUCCAAGAACAACACCCAGCUGCUCCCAAAGGCUCUCGGACCCAUCUUCAGGGAUCAAUGAGGAGCUCUACAUCCUUGGAGUAAGAGCAUGCCCAGGGUAGGAGCAACGGCCACUCUCCCCCCCAGCCCUCCACAGACAAGGGCCAAGAGGGAGCCUGCAUGCUAAAGGUACAAGCAGGUUUCCUCAGAUCUCCUUGCCUCCAUAAAAACAGAGGUCAAGGGAGUCUCCCACAUACAUACCCUCCUUAUCCUCACGAAAAGCCAGUUUCUCUACCACUAACUGCCUUGGACCCACCAGGCCUAAGUUUUACCCUGUUUGUGAGCAGUCACGCCAAACAGCAAGCCCCAUAAAGAUCUUCACAUUCCGUGUUCCGCCCCUGCCUCCCUCCACUCUCAUCGCCUGAAACACGCCCCCGUCCCUCUAAAGCUCACAGUCCAUCAACAGCAAAAUCCGCUAGAUCUUCCAUCUCUUCUCUGAAUGCUGCCUUCAACAUGGAGCUGGUUCCUGGAAUGGGCACCUGCAGAGAGAAGACGCUGAAGGCAGGGACAGGGGCAGCCUUAGCCAGAGCCACAGGGCCAAGCUGGGACUCGCCGAGCAAGACGCAGGUUGUCAGACUCAUGUUGUUGUAGCGCCCUCUGCUGGCCAUGAUUGGCCAUGGCGGCAAGCUGGACAAACCGAUACUAAGGACGCCCAGGAGGGAUCAACCAACUAGACCUAAAGCUGGUUUAGGGUCCAAGGUCCAAAGAGAUUAAUGAGAAUACGGACAAAUUAGCCAAACACCUCGGCAAAAAAACAGAAACCCAAGGCCCAGGCACAUUGUCUUUCUUGUUGGAGUAGUAGUAGCAUAGUUUGUAAUGUGUCCUUAGACUGGGGGUCGGGGGGACAUCAUUUUCAGAGGCCACUAAACCCUACCCUUGCCUCAGUCUGUGCUCUCUAAUCCUGCUUUAUGUUCACCCUCCCAAAAACUGAUCACCUGGGGAAACGGGCACUUCGACCCUCCUUCCUUCUUCCCCAACAUAUAGAUAGUGGCAGGUUAACUGGUGAAAUCACACAGAUCUGGUUUUCAGUAAUGCCGAUCUGCCUCCUACCCAUGUGACCCUGGACAAUUUAACCUCUCGAAGCCUCAAUGGGCUCAUUUGUAAAACGGAAAUAAUCUCUACUUCAAAACUGUGAGGAAUAAGUAAAACAGGAUAUGCAAGGUAGCUGGCACACGGCACACAUUUGCCACCUCCUCCCUCUCUGUCCUUUCCUUCACAUGAAUUUGAAUCUUACUGAAUUCACCUUUGCCCCAGACCCCGCCCUCCAUCUCCCUCCCUUCCACAAACACCGAGGGAGGCCCUGUUGUUUCUCCUCCUCCACUUGCUUUGAAGUGGUCAGAGUCCAGAGACCUGAGAGGUCAGAGACAGAACAACCAGCAGCAAGACGGAACAUCCCUGCCCGGCUCUCCCCUGAAGCUGAACGGCCCCACCACGAGGAUGAAGUUCUCUGUGGCUGCCCUCUUUCUCCUCACGCUUACCCUCAUCCUCACCACCACUUCUGCUUUUCAGUCAAAAAUUCCUGAGUCAGUGAACGUUCCAUCCACCUGCUGCCUGAAGUAUCGUGAGAGAGUAUUACCAAGGAAACUGGUGGUGGGCCACAGAAAGGCCCUCAACUGUUACCUGCCAGCCAUCAUCCUCGUCACCAAAAAGAAUCGAGAGAUCUGCGUCGAUCCCGAAAAGAAAUGGGUCCAAGAUUUCCUCGAAGAUCCCAGCCUACCUUUGCUACCCCCCAGGAACGUGGCCCAGUUUAAAUCUAUUAGAUCAUAGAAAGGCCAAACCCAGCUCCUCAACUCCCCACGACGAUUGGGCCUCAGGAGAAGCCCAGGUUCAGGAAAGAAAAGUGUAACCCUACGAAAACGCAGGCAGCCUUGUGAAUGAGUGACGGUCACAUUCAGAGAAACAAGCCAGUGAUCCAAAAACUAAAAGUUAUUUCAUGUUUUCAAUCUCUGGAGGAAAUGCCCGUUAAGGGAGGUGACCAGACCUACAUUCUUAGUACACAGAAAAACAUCUUUCAUACCCUUCUCCUUGCUCUGCUUUCAAUUCCUCCCCUCACACCAGUCCACCAGCCAUCUACAUAACUAGGUCCAGCCAUCUCUGAUCUCUGAUUCAUUAAGAGCCCCACAGAACUCCUGGCUUGUCCUGUCCAUCUUUAUCCUUUUUCUAGAUCGUUUUCUUCUAUUAUUCUUUUCUCUUAAAACAUAACUUUUUCUUAGCAGACCAGGGUGGGAAAGUUCAUAUGCUAAUGAUUUUUGUCCCUUUUGCCUGAGGCUUUGCUAGAUCCCCACCUCCACCCCCUCCAAGAUUUGGUCUCCCCAACCCCC